AUGCCUGUGAAGAAGACCCUCAAGCCAAUGCUGAAGCUGCCAACCAGUGCCCAGCUUCUCAGCAAUGUGAUCAAGAUUAUCAACAUCAUGGUCUCUGCCAUUGGCAAGCUGAAUUUCUUGGUCACAAAAUACGUGGAUGAGGAGGAGAAGGAGGAGGAGCUGGAGGAGGAGGAUGCCAAUGAGUUUUUUGGCGAUCUGCUGGACAAUUUCUUGAAGCACCACUCUGCUGUUGCAUCUAGCCCUGCUUUGGCAGAAGAGGAGCAGUCCAUCAAGGUGGAGCCAAGUCCCGCCAAAGGGAAAGCAGUGGCCACUGUCACCAUGCACACCGGUUUGUGCAACAAAAAUGCAGCCACCCCAAAGGUUGAACUCUUCAUCCUGGAGACCCUGGAGCCUGAGUCCUGUGUGCCCACUCCAACAGUCAAAAAGAAGAAGGCUGCUCCCAACACCGUCAAGGCCAAAAAGUGGGAGAGGGAGGGUGACAAGGGUGAGCCUGGGCCAUUGCAUAAGUGGUCCUGCCUUCCUGAGGCCAAAGUCAAACUGCCAGUCACACCACUCGGUAUGGCAGAGCACAAGAUGCUGGAGCUCCGGAUGAGUCUACAAAUGGCGCAGAAAGCAGUGAACACUGCAACAGGCUGGGCAGAUCAAGUCCAGACUCUCCUGGGGAGGGCUCUGGCUGAGUAA
Molecule: messenger RNA, 681 nt
Organism: Dacryopinax primogenitus
Lineage: Eukaryota; Fungi; Basidiomycota; Dacrymycetes; Dacrymycetales; Dacrymycetaceae
Exons: 6
Coding region: 1-681 (226 amino acids)
Source: RefSeq, a predicted model, not a curated record